Messenger RNA from Protomyces lactucae-debilis, 2577 nucleotides. RefSeq names its product Dolichyl-phosphate-mannose-protein mannosyltransferase-domain-containing protein. Lineage: Eukaryota; Fungi; Ascomycota; Taphrinomycetes; Taphrinales; Protomycetaceae. The transcript has 2 exons. Gene Ontology annotation, molecular function: dolichyl-phosphate-mannose-protein mannosyltransferase activity. The coding region runs from base 1 to 2577 and encodes 858 amino acids. Gene Ontology annotation, biological process: protein O-linked glycosylation via mannose. The record is from RefSeq and is a predicted model, not a curated record. Gene Ontology annotation, cellular component: membrane; endoplasmic reticulum.
AUGGUGCUCCUUGCCAUCAACAUGUUCGCACUUGUUGUUCGGCUCUAUCACAUCCAGUAUCCAUCCUCGGUCGUCUUUGACGAGGUGCACUUCGGUGGCUUUGCAACAAAGUACAUUAAAGGCGCCUUCUUCAUGGAUGUACACCCACCGCUUGCCAAGAUGUUGUUUGCUCUGGAUGGAUGGCUCGCCGGUUUCAAGGGGGACUUUGAUUUCAAGGAUAUCGGCAUGGACUAUCUCGAGCCAGGCGUACCCUAUGUCGCUAUGCGUAUGAUGCCUGCGUUGCUCGGUAUCGGACUUGUCAAUACGACCUUCCUCACUUUACGAGCAAGUGGCUGUUCGCCGCUCACUUCCAUGAUGGCGGCCUUCAUGGUGACGUUUGAGAAUGCGCUCUUGACGAAUGCACGACUCAUUCUCCUCGACUCACCGCUCAUCACAUUCACUGGCCUGACUGCUCUUGCCUUCCAAAAGUUUAGCUACCUCGAUGAGCAGUCUGCAAAGCAAUUGUCUGGUAAAUGGUGGCUUUGGCUCACUCUCACAGGGCUUUUCCUCGGUGCAACGGUCUCCGUCAAGUGGGUUGGUCUCUUUACGAUUGCAUGGGUAGGUACCAUGACACUCUUCCAACUCUUCACCAACCUCGGCAACCUUCACAUCCCACUUCCCAAAUUUGGCAAGACUUUUGCAGCGCGUGUGUUGUGCUUGAUUGUAUUGCCGAUUCUCUUCUACAUGGCCAUGUUUGCCAUUCACUUCAAAUGCCUCGUCAAUCCCGGUGAAGGCGAUGGCUUCAUGUCUUCCGAAUUCCAAUCGACCUUGAAUGGCAAAGCCAAAGAUCCCACCAUGGCACCCGUCUUUCUCGGCAGUAGAGUCACCAUCAAGCACUGGAACACACAAGGUGGUUACCUCCACUCACAUGCGCACAACUAUCCAGCUGGCUCGAAACAACAACAAAUCACUCUCUACCCACACCGUGACGCCAAUAAUGACUGGACUCUCCUCAAUGAGACAUCCGUUGUGGAUCCCUUGGUGGGAGAACCCAUCCGUGUGCAGGAUGGUAUGAUUCUCAAACUCUGGCAUCCUGUCACCAAGAAACGCCUUCACUCGCAUGAUGUCAAGCCCAUCGUCACCGAAGUCGAUUGGCAAAAUGAAGUCUCCGCAUAUGGAUUUGACGGAUUUGACGGUGAUGCGAAUGAUUACUUCAAACUCGAAAUUGUCCCUGAGUACACGGAAGCCGGUGAAGCGCGUGUCAAUUUGACAGCCAUUCGAUCGCGUUUCCGAUUGAUUCACGUCAUGACGGGUGGUGCACUGUUUUCGCAUAAAGUCAAGUUACCUGCAUGGGGAUUUGAGCAGCAAGAAGUCACAUGCAACAAGCAAGGCACAAUCCCGAACAGUAUUUGGUACAUUGAAACCAAUGAGCAUGAGAAUGCACCUGCAGACGCACCCAUUUUGACCUACAAGAAUCCUGGCUUCUUUGGUAAAUUCUGGGAACUCAACAAGGUCAUGUGGACCACCAAUGCUGGCUUGGUUGAGUCGCAUAAUUGGGAUUCAAGGCCGACUGCUUGGCCUGUUUUGUCGAGGGGUAUCAAUUUCUGGGGCAAAGACAUGCAUCAUGUCUACCUCAUUGGCAAUGCAUUCGUGUGGGCACUCGCUACCGGUGGUAUUCUCGCAUACUUUGCAUUCAAGGCAUUGCUUGUCUUGCGUUGGCAGCGUGGAUACAAGGACUACACCACAGUUCGUGACCUCUUUGGCUAUGAUUUGCGUACUGCCACAUUUGUCCUUGGUUGGGCCUUCCACUACCUCCCCUUCUUCCUCAUGGAACGACAACUCUUCCUUCAUCACUACUUCCCAGCCCUCUACUUCUCCAUCCUUGCCUUUGCGCAACUCUUUGAUUUCGGUGCAAAACGCGUCACUGCGAAUCUCGUCUUGCCUGUUUCGCUCGGCAUUAUCGUUGCUAGUGUUGCUGUAUUCUACAAUUUCGCACCGUUGGCAUAUGGCUUACAAUGGACAAAAUCAGAAUGUGAAGCAGCACAAUGGCGAUCUACAUGGGACUUUGAUUGUGGAACAUACCCAGAGACGUAUGAAGCGUACUACAACGGAGCACAGCAGACGAGUGUUGCUGCUGCGAAAGUGAGUCCUGCUCCUGCUGCAGCUGCACCAGUUGAGAAUGUUGUGCCUGUAGAAGAAGUUCCUGUGGAUACGCACAUUGCUGAACCUGAAGCAGAUCCUGUGCCAUCACCAAAAGCAGAACGACCACAGCCGCCGAGCAUGAUUAAUGGUCAAAGCGUCUCUUACUCGACCUCACAACAAACCAUUUAUCAGGAUGAGCAAGGCAAUAUCUUGGAUCCUGAAGCUGUCAAGAAGAUGCAGAAUGUGCAGUUUGUGACACGGUAUGAUACGAUUAUGGGUGAUCAACCAUUACCAGCCAGUGUCUCUGCUGCAGCUGCAAAGCUAGCCAUUGAAAAAGUACAAGGUGAAUUGGCACAGCGAGAGGCGAAUACAAAAGUGGAGCCCGGAGAGGAAGAUCCUGUGGGUGGUGAGGAUUCUGGCAGACGUGCUCCUGCUGCUGCAAAGGUAGAGUUGUAG